UUUUUUUGUUCAAAAUGAUAAAGGAAAGAAAAUGGAAAUAGGACAUUUAUCAUGGAGUGUUUAGCUCUUAGAGAUGCUUUACAAUGGUGCUUAUCACAUGGUUUUGCUGCUGUCAAAUUGCAUGGGGAUUCUCAACAAUUGAUGCAACGGAUGGUGCGGCGGGAUUUCACACAUGAUCGGUGCGGAGCGAUACUUGAAGACGCGAGGGAGUUGGCUUCUCAAUUCAACUUCAUUUUGUUUUGUUUUGUCUCUCGUCGACUUAAUAGGGCCGCCCAUCUUGUGGCACAAAAAGCCCUUUCAUCGGGAGUUCGACGAUUAGUCGACUCCCGCGCUCUUCUUUCUGCUAUGUAUAACUAAAUUGUUACCGCUAUCUUUGACAAAAAAAAAAAAGAAAAUGGAAAUAGGUGUAAAUUAAAAAAAUAAUUGAAAUUUGUUGAGUUGGCAGUGACAUGGCGCGUUGACCGUUAGUCAACGCGUUUGACCGUCCAAGUUAACGGUCAAAAGUCGGAUCUGGCCAGGAUGUUAUAAGUCGAAAAAAUUGGCCAGAAUGUUUAUUUUGGUCAAAGUUCAAGCCAUAUAAAAAUAUUAACCCUUUAUUUUAUCUUAGAUGUUAUUUGAUAAAUUUGAAUCCGAGAAUUUUAGGGUCUCUUGAAUAAAUUGAAAUUGCGAUUGUAUAAAUAUGAUCAUUAUGGUGGUGGUUAAGUAUUUUUAUAUACAUAACAUAAAAUUGUUGUGUAUAUUCAACAUUUUCUUUAUGCACGAUUUUCAUUUGUUUUUGGUAAAUUUUAUUAUGGUGUUAGUGAUGUUUAUAUAUCCGAACUAUUUGUCCUUCGUGACGUCAUGAGAUGGUGUUUUACUCACAAUGUAUUGGUUGUUAAUUUUUGUGGAGAUUCUCAACUGGUCACCAUGGAUGCUACAUCGAGGAAGUCUUCUCAUCUUAGCGAAGAUGUCAUCUUAGAGGAAGUUCACUCUUUUAUUGUCCUAUGUUUUAGUUUCUGUGUCUUUUUGUUUCUAAGAUGUUUAACAAAGCUAUUCACCUAUUGACAAAACAUGUUCUUUCAUUAGGUGUUCAAUUGUGUAGUGAGAUCAAUUCUUAGUUAUUGACAGUAUUGUACAUUUAUUAUCGGGCCAUGUUGGAGAUCAAUUCUUAGUUAUCUUUGAUUAAAAAACAACUCUAGGAUAUAGAGAAGAACCAAUGUCACGAAUCUUGAAUCCGUGAUCAUAUUUUUGAAAGGAUAAAAGAAAUUAGUUGUAAGUAUGUCGGAAUGAAUUAUAGCGGACAAGUGAGCACAUAAUUAAGAAGAGCUCGAUUACUACUUCGAUGACGACAAAUUAUUGAAGAGGUCUUUCUUUAAUUGUGCUCUUUGGGUAUGUAUUGUACUAUGCUCUUGAAUCUGCAGGAGGAUGCGACAGCGCUUGGUUGCAACUUGUCACCAAUUCUAUUUAUGGCUUUCCUUCUGGUAAUUAUUAAAAGAGGGAACGACUACGGUGCUAAUUGUACAAUAGUUAGCACCGUCCUAACCAAGGGAAAAACUACUACUAGUUUGAAUUAGUAGUGAUUUAACUUAGAUGUUGUAUUGAUUUUAUAAUAAUCCGUAGUGAUUUUUGCUAGUUAUCACGGUGCUAACCCCUAUAAGGGUUAGCACCUAAUCCCAUCCCAUUAAAAGACUGCAUAAUUCAGUUUUUUCCUGAAAAUCAGGACUUAGCAUUAACUAUAUUUUAUUACCCUAUUCACCAUAUUUCAGCCUAUGGACUAUGGAGGGUUGGUCAGUCAAAGUUAUGGAGUCAAAUUAUUGGUUGUCACGCGUUUUUUCUACGUACGAUUUAUCAUGUAUAAUUUAUUUAUAGGGGUGAUAUUGACUUAUUUUAUUACUAUAUGGUACUUAAGGAAUUUACAUUUGAAAUCUUAUGGGUCUCUUGCAUAAAUUGGAAUUGUGAUUGUACAAACACAACAAGGAUUGUAGUAAUUUGAUAUUUAUCAAGGGUUAAGAUACUGUACCGUACCGACGAUCCGACUUGAAAAACCUUUUAUCGGAAGCAAAAUCGGUAGGCGGUAAUUAGCGGUAUAAUACGAUUGAACCACGAUUAAACCACGGUUUUAGCAUAAAGUACCCUACCACUCACUUUUCCGUUACGACCUCCGGUAUGGUAUUUCAAUCCUUGAUAUUUAUAUGUCCUUAAAAUUAUUAUAUAUCUCGAUAAUAUAUAACUAAUUAACUAUAUUCCUAUAGUUCAACAAGUUUAGAAUAUACGGGAAUGACGGUCCCUUUCUCAUGGAACUUCUUGCUUUACGUGAUGCUAUAAAUUGGUGUUUAAUAUGCAUGGAUUUUUUGUGGUAAGUUUUUGUGGAGGCUCACUGGUGUUGGUUCGACGUGUCUUGAACAAGGACGUCGCACAUGACGUAGGUGGAGCUGUUUUGGAGAAAGUGCGGUCUUACAUGCCUCAAUUUACUAUCUUUCAAUGUACUUAAUAUAUUUCUCGUCGAUUCAACAAAGUUGCUCAUUCAGUGGCACAAUCGACUCUUUCAUCGACCGUGGCUACUGGUCGACUGCCAUGUCUGAUUUCUCAACUCUUUGUGACUAUCUAUUUUUAACAACCUCUAUUUAUGAAGGGGAACACAUCUUCAAAAUGUAUAUAUAAAAGAAUCAACGUACCGCUCCCUUGAUAUUUAUAUGUGAUUUUCGAAAAGAUAAAUAAUUGUUUUUAAACAUGUUAAAAUGAAUUCUAUUUCUAGCUGACAAGUGACCUCUCACGAGACCGGUUACAUAGGAAUUAGGAAGAGCUCGAGGACGACAACGCAUUAAAGAAAGACUUCAUAUCAGUCUUCUUUAAUUGUGGUACCUUGGUUUGUAUUAUACUAUUAUUAUGCUGUUGAAUUGAAUCUGCCGUAGGAUGCGACAAAGCUUGGUUACAACUUGUCCACCAAUUCCAUUAAUUAAGGCUUUCCUUCUGAUAAUAAUUAUUAAAAGACUACUGAAUUUAUUUUCUCUUCAAUUGACUCGAAUUUUGUUAACAAGUGUUGGGUAUGUUUAGAAGGGCAUUUAAUAGGAAACCCAAGUUUGGUAAGGACGAAGGGCUGUCUUACGUAUUCUAGCGGGCCACAAAAGUGUUCGGGCCUGAUAGGAGUCCACAGUUGGUGCCACGACAGAGCGCGUAACGAGUUAACGACAAUGUGGACCUUUAUCCUUUGGGCUGAUCCAUACGCCAAUGUGGACAUUUGUCCUUUGGGCUUACCCAACAGGUAGUUUCCGGUUUGGGUUUCGGCGUCGGCGACUUUACUCCCGGUACCCGGGGAAGUGGAACUGAGCAUCGGAUUCCUGAUUUUACAAAUCAACCGUCGCCGGGCGUUUCUAAUAAUUAGAGUAGCCAAGCCGACUUGAACAACGAUUCUUGCAGCUCAAUUAUUUGGGGCCGGUUUGCCUUGUCAGUUUCAGAAAAUGGUAAUUUGUCUUCAAUUUUAGGUUUUCACUCAAUCCUGAAGUUGCUUUGCUUUUCAUUAGCGUUUAGUUGCAGUACUGUUUGUUUGUAUAAAAAAUCAUUUAAAAGUAAGGACAAUCGAGUCACUAAAACGUUAUAUAUUAUAUCCAUUUCCAAUCCUAUGAUGUAGGGACAUAUUUGAUAGUGAAAUUCUACGAGGAAAAUAAUGAUUUUUAUUCUAGGCGUGACAAGUUCCAUAACUUUGCAAUAGAUGCUUGGAAGAUCCCUUUUCUCUACAUAACACAGAUACUUUUGUAUUUUUACAUUACAUACGUAUUACUCUCGAUCUAAAACCACCGUAAGAAUCAAAAUUAUUGAAUCCGACUAUUAUCCAUGCGGGAUGGAUCUAUACGUAUAUUAAAGAUAUCCAUCGAGCACCCAAGUUCAUUCCUAAUUAUUAAUUAAGAUAUUAAACGUUUUAUUAUCAUAAUUGUAAUGGAAUCUGAAUGUAAUAAGAACAAAGGAAUCAUUAUUUCUUUCUCUCAAUUUAAUUUGAGUGACGGAAUUUUUGUUCCAUAAAAAGAAAAAGCGAUUGGCUGGCUGUCCCAUUCUCGAAUUUUCAAAAUGAUUUUUGUGGAUAGCAGGCAAAGAUACAGUGUUACGAAAUUUGUUCUAACGUCGAAUCCAGUGUUUAAUAAUUAUUACUCACAAAAAAAAAACCCCCAUAUAAGGAAAAAAGAGGUCGAAAUUUUUACAAGGAAAGGGUCCAAAUUCCCUGAAUUCUGAAAUCCCAAACGACACACACCAUCCUACGAAGCGAAGCGACGCAAGGUGAAACGUCUCAACGAAGCAACAGACAGCUCAAGAAGAGCUAUAGAGAGAGAAGAAACAGAUAACUCUUGUUGUUGGUGUUCCUGCUGCCAUGCCUGCAAUCCAUCUCUCCUCCAUUUCCGUUUUCGGCAAAAAGGCUCCCCAGAAAUUCCCGCUUCUCUCCGCUUGAUUUCUAGGGUUUUCUCCCCCCCACUUUCUUCCUUGUCUCUCGGUUUCUCCUUCCGUGGAUUCCGGAAAAGGGAGCCUCUCAACUCAAGCGGUGCCUCUGCUCUGUUCCAUUCCAUUCCCCCCCUGCUUCUCCAUCACUCCGUGGAGAAAUGGUGUUACCUCGCUCAAUUGUUUGCUCCCUGUAAGCUUGUCGGUGAAUUGCUUGCUCAGGUUUGCCCGUGCUUCUCUGAAUCUAAAUUCUCUGCAAAUUCAAUGCUGCCCGAAACGUUGCCAUGAUAGCUCCCUUGAGGUGUUGAUAAAGCUUCCGCCGGCUGAAUUUUGUUUAGUUUCCUCUCAUUUGUGGUGGUUUCAUUGAGGGGACGGGGGAGCUGGUGUAGCCGAGGAGGGCUGAUGGCUGUUGAAUUCUCCUUGCUGUAGUAUUUUCUGUUCCUUUUCACCGCCUCUGGAGUAGCAUUUACUGACAAUUGAUUGAAUCUGGACUAGGAAUUUGAUGAAGUGAUUGAAGUGUAUGCGGUGUGGUAGACUGUUGAUUAAAUAGAUCGGUUGGCGAUGGACGGAGAGCUGGGGAAUGAGUUGGCGCCAGGUGGGUUGGUGGAGGAGUUGCAUUUCCGUGGUAAGGAGAGCGAGUAUCCCUCGAGACAGCCUGAAGCCUCCAAUGUGGUGCUGGAGCAGUCAGAGGAGGCUGUUCGUGGUGAGAAUGACUAUCUGAAUAGUUCGUUUGAAGCGAUUUCUGAUAUAUUGGAGGGCAGGACUUCCAGUGCAAACUUGGGACUGGAGGAUCCUACUGAGCAGCCUUGUGCAAGGCCUCGAUAUAUAGAUGACGCAGGGAACAUGGUGGAGGAGUUGAUGGUGAAGAACUAUGAUGGUUCUAACUUGGCCAUAGUUGGCACAUCAAACCACAGGGAGAAAAUGGAGUCCAGGUGGAGUCAGUGGCAGCAGCCUUAUCAUCCUGGAGUGGGGCCGGGAAGUGGGAGUUCUCGCAGCAGUGUUUGGCAUAGGGGAGAUCAUCAGGCAGUGAGCCUGUGUGAGAAUAAUGCUACACAGAAUGUAUUGUCUUCUGAGUUUACGGGUAAGGGAAUUUCAACUGAUUUCUCCAAUGAGGCUGCCGGACAACUAGCAGAUGCUAAACAUACUAAGGUUAGCGAUAUGGUUUCCCGUGGUGGUAUACGGACAAAGAUUCUAUCAAAGUCAGGGUUUGCUGACUUUUUCAUAAAGAGUACUCUGAAGGGUAAGGGGGUUGUUUUCAGAGGCUCUUCUCAAAAUGUUGUGAGACCUGAGCCAGUGGAUCAGGACAACAGAAAGACUUCAACAGUUAAGUUGGCAACUACUAGUGCUUCAACGAGUAUGGGCGAUAAACCUGUAAUGGCUUCACCCUCCUUUGGUGUUGUCAGGCCAAGGCAUAGCAGCAUUGACGGUCAUGGAGUCAGUUUGAGGGAAUGGCUAAAUGUUGGACGCCAUGGGGUAGAUAAAGGUGAAUGCUUUCAUAUCUUUAGGCAGAUUGUGGAUCUGGUGGAUAGCUACCAUUCGGAAGGAGUUGUCUUGUGUCAGUUAAGACCCUCUUGCUUCAAGCUGUUGCCAACUAAGCUGGUAAGAUACCUGGGAUCAGUUGACAAAAGAAGUGACCUAGGAAGUGGAAUGGAUCAGGAUGUGCCUUGUUCAGAUAAUCAUGAGAGUAAAAGGAGGCUAAUAAAUCAUGGAAUGUUUUCAUCUACUGGUUUGCAUGCUAAGAAACAAAAAUUAAGUGAGAACAUGAAGGCUGGUAAUAGGUGGCCUCAACUAAGUUCAAAAUGUGGCAUCAAACUUAAAACUGGAGAAGUUGGCUUAUCAAGCAUUCAGCAGUCCCCUUAUGAGCCUUCUGGAUGCAAUCCGAAUGCAGGAGAUGGAUCUAAGAGCAAUAUUAGCUUCCCUUGGCUAUCUAAUGCAGUACAACAACAACCGUUAAAAUGUGGCACUGACCCACUGGAAGCGAAGUGGUAUGCGAGUCCUGAGGAGCUGAGUGAAGGAAUCUGCACGAUGUCAUCAAAUAUUUAUGCUUUGGGUGUACUGCUGUUUGAGUUGCUUAGUCGUUUUGACUCUGAAGGAGCGCGUGGAGUGGCCAUGUUGGACUUGUGUAACAGGAUUCUUCCUCCUCAUUUUCUGUCCGAGAAUCUGAAGGAAGCUGGAUUUUGUCUUCUGCUACUUCAUCCUGAACCUUCCUCACGCCCAACGACAAGGGAGAUUUUGCAAUCUGAUGUAAUUAAUGGAUUUCCGGAUGCGUCUGUAGAAGAAUUGUCAUCCUCCAUUGAAAAAGAUGAUUCCGAAUCAGAACUAUUGUCAUAUUUUCUUGUAUCACUCAGAGGGAAUAAGCAGAGUAAUGCCUCCAAGUUAUUAAACGAUAUUAGGUUCCUAGAAGCAGAUAUUAAGGAGAUUGAGAAGCGGAAUUGCUCAGAGAGAUCAGCAACACUGGGUCACUUCCAUAAUGCAAAGGAACACACUUUCCAGCAAAAUGACAGUUUAAGUGCUGAAAGAAUCGCUCCAAUGUUCUCUAAUCCUGAUACAAAAGAGAUGAGGUUGAUGAGAAAUAUCAGUCAGCUUGAGAGUGCUUAUUUCUCCAUGAGAGGCAAAGUCCAAGUCCCCGAGGCUCAUGCUACAUUACGCCAAGACAAGAGUUUGUUGAGAAACCGUGAAAACUGGCAAUCAGAAGAUGCUGACGAAAAAUACAACCCAUCUGAUUGCCUUGGGGAAUUCUUUGAUGGUCUUUGCAAAUAUGCUCGAUAUAGCAAGUUUCAAGUCCGUGGAUCAUUAAGAACUGGGGAGUUCAACAAUUCUGCUAAUGUGAUAUGCUCUUUAAGUUUUGACCGGGACAUGGACUAUUUUGCUGCUGCUGGUGUUUCCAAAAAAAUAAAGAUAUAUGAGUUUAAUUCGCUCUUCAAUGAUUCUGUUGAUAUUCAUUAUCCGGCCGUUGAAAUGACAAACAAAUCAAAGCUCAGCUGCAUCUGUUGGAACGGAUACAUCAAGAAUUAUCUGGCUUCGACCGACUAUGACGGUGUGGUGAAGCUAUGGGAUGCAAGCACUGGUCAGGGGGUUUCUCAAUAUAAUGAACAUCAAAGGAGGGCUUGGUCUGUUGACUUUUCUCCAGUAUGUCCAACAAAAUUAGCUACUGGAAGUGAUGAUUGUACAGUGAAAUUGUGGAGCAUAAAUGAGAAAAAUAGUUUAAGUACGAUCAAGAACAUCGCCAAUGUCUGCUGUGUUCAGUUCUCCUCCCACUCCACUCAUUUGCUGGCUUUUGGAUCUGCGGAUUUCAGAACCUACUGCUAUGAUAUCCGAAAUGUUAGAAUGCCCUGGUGUAUAUUAAACGGCCACGAGAAAGCAGUGAGCUAUGUAAAAUUUGUGGAUGCAGAGACUAUUGUUACUGCAUCAACUGACAACUCACUGAAGGUAUGGGAUCUCAAAAAGACCAAUAGCAGUGGCCUAUCCAUGAACGCUUGCAACUUAACUCUUCGAGGGCAUACAAAUGAGAAGAAUUUUGUUGGCUUAUCGGCUUCGGAUGGUUACAUCUCAUGUGGUUCAGAAACAAACGAGGUUUAUGCUUACCAUCGAUCUCUACCCAUGCCGAUGGCAUCUCACAAGUUUGGUUCAAUGGAUCCUAUAUCGGGGAAAGAGACAGAUGAUGACAAUGGACAGUUUGUUUCUAGUGUCUGCUGGAGGGGGAACUCAGACAUGGUCUUAGCCGCCAAUUCGAGUGGCUGCAUUAAAGUAUUGCAAAUAGCUUAAAGAGAUGACUGCCAAAAGUCUUUCCCCUACUGGCUUCCUUAUUGUUCAACAAGUUCAAUAAUAUCCUUCGGAGGCCCGAUCAGCAGCUCGAAAUCGGUCAACGUUUGCAUUAUCCUCCUUUUGUCUGUCUUCAACCAAGGCCCCCUCCAACAUCUACAGAUCUUUGAACUUAUCAUUAUUGGUACACACAUAACAGAUGAUUAAAGGUUUUCCCGCUCCAUUAUGAACAUAAUAAACGCAGGCAUAUGUAGCUGUAUCUGGGUAAAACAAGGGAAUCUGGUUGAAGAUGAGGAAUCUGCAGAGCAUUGGGGAGAAAGUUGGUUGCAUAAUGCAUACAGCCUCAGUAUAUAAUGCUGGAUCAAAAUGGCAGAAUUGAAAUGAGCCCUGUAUUGAGUUUGUAACUAAAAGAAUGUGGAUAGU
Molecule: messenger RNA, 8589 nt
Organism: Linum trigynum
Lineage: Eukaryota; Viridiplantae; Streptophyta; Magnoliopsida; Malpighiales; Linaceae
Source: the annotation of a GenBank genome assembly